AUGCGGUCAUUGUUUUCAAAAUUUUCGCGCAAUAUUGGAGUGAAAAAGGAGGAGCGAAAAGAAGCGACAUCAACCUCUCCAAGUACUUCACCAAAGAAAGAAAAGUUAACUUCUUUCUUGAGGCCGUCCACUCCAUCUCCCACUCCACCGGGCCAGCCUCUCAGUGACGCAGGGAAGCUUUCGGGAGUAUCUGGCGUUGGCUCCAAGUCUGUCCGAGGAAAAGCCAAGACAGAGGGCACCGGACUGUCCGUGGCGACCUUAUUCCGGCCUCAAUCGCGCGGGGAUCUCAAGACUGCCAAACAUGAGGCCGCCGCACCUCAACUGGACCUCAAUUUGCCCUUGGAUGCGUCCAAUCUGGGCGCCCCAACCAAUGCCAAUGGGAUUGAUGAAUUUGGAGCUUUGUUCAGCGACAACACCGCAGCUGCCAGUCAGCUUGCGGAUUCGGAAAUUGCAAACAAGUCAUUGACCCCUGAUGAUGCGAAUCGUCUGACGGUUGCUUCUUCCGCUGUUAUUCGUGCUCAAGGCCUUGAAACAUUGGGACUUUUCCAUCCUCAUUGGUUGUCGGCUUCACCUGGGAACCAGCGUAAAUUGAUUUCCCGGUUUAUCUUAGCGCUCAAGGCAAACAACUUCACCAAGUUCGAAGCUGAUUUGCGGGAUGCGAGUCCCCAAGAUGUAGCUCCAGUGUUGAAGUGGGGUUUGAGACAUCUCGUCAUUGAGAAGGGUUCCUUUGGUAGAGGAAAUGCUGAGGACCAAUGGGCCUGGUACCGUAGUUUCUCAGAGAAAGAGCGUGCUGCCUCGUUCCCAACUAACUCCUUCUCGAGUAUCUUGCUCCCUUUACUCCCGAACUCUCAUGGUGUUUUGUUGAAGAACCUGAUGGAGCUCUUCGCAUCCGUUGCUGCCCACGCAGAUGGAAAUGGCAUGUUCAAUACCAAACUCAGUAAGGUCCUUGCUUGGUGGAUUAUUAGUAAUCGCACAUCGCCUGGUAUGAGCUUUGACAAUUUCUAUCGCGAAUGGGAUCGCACUGCUCGGAUUUUAGAGCAUGUCUUCCUUGCGUACAUUCGUGAUCAAUCGCACUCUCAACAGCGGGUGCCUCUGAGACUCAAGCCACUCUAUCAACCUUACCCUCCCGCCACCGUUUCCGAUGGAGACACUUCGAACAAGGAAGCCGAUUCUCGGCUUCCUCCAAAGCCCCGAUUGACAACGAGAACUUUGGGUGCUUUGUUGGUCAAGCUAGAAGCACCAUAUGGACAAUAUACUCACGAGCGUGAAGUGAACCCGACGAAAUUGGUAGAACAUGCUUUGGAGACGACCUGGAAGACUUUCGCUGACGCUGAAGGGAAGGGCGCGGCGUUGUGGGAAGGUUUGAAGCAGGAUAUCACUAAAGCUCGAUCGCUGAAGGCGGCGAAGGGUGCAUCCGAGACGGCCAGUUUACUUCCAGUAGAUAGUUCCCCAUCCCAGGCUUUCCUUCCCGUUUUCUCUGACACCACCACCCAUUGGCUGAAGCUAGCGGAGCCCAUCGCUUCCACAACCGAUGCUCCGUCACCCCCUUUGACGCCCCCUCCAGCCUCACCCGAAGCAGAUGCAAGCUCUUCAUUCCGUCGGCGGCGUUCAUUCUCGUCCCCGGAGGCCACCCACGACCCUUCGUCUGGAAGCGGCCUUCAGGUGUUACAUGAAGACCGCCAGCUGCAUUCAUUCGAAAAGGCUGCUUCGGCCUCAAAUCUCAUUUCUGGUGGUCCGGACUCUGAGGACUGGGAUGUGUUCUCAAGUGCGGGCUUUGGCACCUCACCGAACUUAGGCACUGACAGCCUUGCUCAGUCAUUGGUUGGACCGAAGCUUGCGAGUAAAUAUGUCCAACCUCGCAAAUCUUACUCUUCUGCAACUUCGAAACGCAAGCAAACUCAGCCUCUCGCAUUGGCCAAUACACGCCCAUCCUCUGAUACAGUCAUAAUUCCGACUCCACGCAUUCGCCCAUCGAAUGACAGUUACCGAAUGAUUUCCCCGUCCAUCACUCAGAUUGAUGAGGCGUUCAUUGAUACUUGGGCAGACACGUUGCUUGAUCCUAGUACCGCUAAGAAGUGGCCCGAUUUUGGGCUAUUUCAGUUGAAGGAAAAGCGUUCUGAAGUCGAAUGGGUCAUUGUUGAGCGCACGGUUGCUCCUCGGCCCAAGACCCCAGAACCUGUCGAGGAAUCCCCAAGAGCAGUCUCACCUGGACCCUCUGUCGCCCCAUCCAAUCAUACUAGCAAGUCCAGAAACAAGGUCUUCGGCUCUCCUACGGGUAGGAAGAGAUUCAGCCUUUUUUUCGCACGCGCGACGAGUUUUUCGUCAUCUCAGGUUGAAUUACCACGACCUUCGAUCAAUCCCUCUGUCGUAGACGAGGACGUGAAAGAUGCGAAGCCAGCACAAGCGGAAGCGAUGGCAGCUGUGACCUCCACCCGUAAAGAGUCUAAGGAGGCUCCUUCACUCGCGGAGAAGGUGAAAAUUGAAGGUGCUCCCGUCCUCCCAAGUAUUCCCGGCGACCUUCUGUCAUCUGCCUCAGACGACAUCAAAAAUGUCGUCGAACACGUAAAAAGUGAUAACACUACCACCGCAGUGCCCGAAGCUGUUGCCCUGGAGCCUACGAAAGACUCUGCACUGGUGGAGGUUGAUCAGAUCGAAGAACCUAAGGUGGAACCGACGCCUGAACAUCCCGCCGAGCCCGAGGAUCUCAAAUCUCCCGAAGACCCGGCAUCUGCAGCUCCGGAACCUGGCGCACCGAGGCCAUCAGAGAAGACCAGUGAUUCCGCCAAUGUUGCGGACGAUACGUUAGCCUAA
Molecule: messenger RNA, 2811 nt
Organism: Cantharellus anzutake
Lineage: Eukaryota; Fungi; Basidiomycota; Agaricomycetes; Cantharellales; Hydnaceae
Exons: 3
Coding region: 1-2811 (936 amino acids)
Source: RefSeq, a predicted model, not a curated record